AUAAACACACAACCCCCUCCCCCUCCACCCCCACAGACAGACGCAAGCCAUGAAUUCAUCACUUCUAAAAACAUCACCUUUCAUCCAUUACCCUCUUUUCCCAUCUUCAAGAAUCUCAAAACAUAACAAAUUUCCCCCAUCUUUUUAUUAUCAAAAUAGGACUGCUCAGUGGGGGACCUCGGUUAUCCAAAUUUCAAAUUCCAAGAUUUUCAACACAAGUGUUUAUCCAAAGAAACCCAUUGAUAUUGAAGCUCAAAAUGAAGAACCCUCCAAGGAUUUGUUAAAAAGAUUUUAUCUUGAUAAGUUUAAGGGUGUAAUUAGAUGUGGAUUAAUUAUGGGGUUGUUCGUUUUGGGGCUAAUUAGAUGUCAAAAUGUUUUGGCAAUGGAAAGUGGUAGUGUUUUUGCGCAAAAGAUGAAGGCUUUUUGGAAUGGGGGAAAGUUUUCGCAGGUUCUUCAGGUUUUUAGAGAGCAAGGUUUAAUAUUGGCUGGACUUUUGGGAUUGUCUGCUUUCUUUUCCAUGGCUGAGACUUCAAUUACCACUCUUUCACCUUGGAAGAUAAGAGAGCUGGCUGAAAAAGAAGGAGAAAAUGGUGUGUUCAAGCUGCUUCGUACAGAUAUCACUCGUUUUCUCACUACCAUUCUCAUUGGCACAACCGUUGUCAACAUUGGAGCCACUGCACUUUUCACUGAGGCAGCAACAACGGUUUUUGGCGAAGCUGGUGUUGGUGCAGCAACGGGUGUUAUGACGGUGGUUGUUUUACUUCUGACUGAAAUCACUCCCAAAAGUAUAGCUGUUCAUAAUGCUACUGCGGUUGCUAGGGCUGUGGUCCGUCCAGUUGCAUGGCUAUCUUUGGUUCUAUAUCCGGUGGGAAGAGUUGUAACUUUUCUAUCAAUGGGAAUGCUUAAAAUUCUUGGCUUGAAAGGAAAAAGUGAACCAUCUGUGACUGAAGAUGAACUCAAGUUGAUGUUGAGGGUUGCUGAGCUAAGUGGAGCCAUUGAGGAAGAAGAGCAGGAUAUGAUUGAGAAUGUGUUGGAGAUAAAAGACACUCAUGUGAAGGAGGUUAUGACCCCUCUUGUAGAUGUAGUUGCAGUUGAUGUCGGUGCAACAUUAGUUGAUUUUCAUCACUUGUGGGUGACACAUCAAUAUUCUAGGGUACCAGUAUUUGAGCAGCGAAUCGAUAACAUCGUGGGUAUAGCUUAUGCAAUGGAUUUGCUGGAGCUUGUUAGAAAGGGAGACAUGCUAGAAAGUGCAGUGGUAGGAGAUAUUGCUCACAAGCCUGCAUAUUUUAUUCCUGACUCAAUGUUAGUCUGGAAUCUUUUGAGGGAAUUCCGCAUCAGGAAGGUCCACAUGGCAGUUGUUCUUAAUGAAUAUGGAGGAACUGUGGGAAUUGUAACGCUGGAAGAUCUAGUAGAGGAAAUUGUUGGUGAAAUCUUUGAUGAGAAUGACUCAAAGGAAGAAAUCGAGAGAAAAACUGGAAAUAUAGUGAAGCGAGCUGAGGGAGUCUUUGAUGUUGAUGCAAAUACAUCAAUAUACCAGCUCUGUGAAGAUCUAGAUAUCGUAUUGCCAGAGGAUCAUCAAUACGAAACAGUUUCAGGUUUUAUUUGUGAAGCAUUUGGAUAUAUACCAAGAACAGGUGAAAGUAUUAAAGUAUUUUUGAAGAAAGCAAAAGAAGAUGAUGAUGACAAUGACGAGAGAAAACAAGAAACCAAGGGCUAUGAACAGAAAGAUACGUCUCAAACAUUCAAGCUCGGGAUAUUGGCAGGAAAUUGUAGAAAAGUUAGUACUGUGAGAUUCGAAAGAAUAAACAAUAAUUCAGGAAAAGAAAUCAAAGAAGCUGUCCGAAUAGUGCCCAGAUUUUGGAAAAAGAAAUGGAAAAAUGAUGAAAGCUCAGGCAGUGGCGAUGAUGAGCCUAAGAUCACCUUCUCCUCUGAGCGCAUCUUAUUGGAAGAUAAACAAUGAUCAAGGUUUUCGAGGUUUUGCUUUCUCUGUGUGUAAGUUCAGUCCAAGAGAGAGAGAAUCUUGAAAACAUGCUCUUGUUGAGGCUGUAGUUGUGCUGUGUAAGUUCAUCUCAGGGUGCAUCAACAAGGUCACUUGUGGCUCAUACCGAUUUGUUUGACUCAAUGAUUCAGGCCCGGGAAACAAUUUUAAAAGCUCCAUCUCUUGUCUCUUCUCCCUCAUUUUCUGCAGCUGCCUGAAUCUUUCUUGCAGGAGAGCUAUAGAUGAAGCACUACCAUCACCACCACUUGCUGCCAUUGAGUUGCCACCUUGCCUUCCCAUAUAAUGAAGAGCCAAUAUUAAUACUAAUGUUUUUUGUAUGUGGGGGUAUUUUGAGAUUCUUGCACAGGUGUGUCUUAUAUUCUAACAUAAGUGUAUUUAGUAUUGAUAUUUAAGAGAAUGAGCCACCGUUUGUUGAUUUGGUGUGACGUCAUUGGGGUCUAGAAUCGGCAUGCCGAGCACAAGAUCCAAGGGGAAAGGAGAUGUGCGAAGGCAAAAGGACUUUUUGAAGGAGAGAAAAGGUGAGAAUGUGAGUCCAAAGACCAUUUGGAAGGUUGCAUUUGUGAGAAUAUAAGGUUAGGUUUGAUGCUGUGGUCAGGUUUUGUAUUUCUCGAAUGCUUUUAAAAGCUUUGUAAAAUAUGCAUGUAUGUUUCGUCUCUUCUUUAUGUAGUUUCUGCAUUUCCUUUUGGCACGAAA
Molecule: messenger RNA, 2692 nt
Organism: Erigeron canadensis
Lineage: Eukaryota; Viridiplantae; Streptophyta; Magnoliopsida; Asterales; Asteraceae
Product: putative DUF21 domain-containing protein At3g13070, chloroplastic
Exons: 15
Coding region: 50-1960 (636 amino acids)
Molecular function (GO): flavin adenine dinucleotide binding
Source: RefSeq, a predicted model, not a curated record